Messenger RNA from Fusarium verticillioides 7600, 2220 nucleotides. RefSeq lists its product as hypothetical. Bases 1 to 2220 code for a protein of 739 amino acids. Gene Ontology annotation, molecular function: nucleic acid binding. NCBI's taxonomy places the organism in Eukaryota, Fungi, Ascomycota, Sordariomycetes, Hypocreales, Nectriaceae. The transcript has 3 exons. The record is from RefSeq and is a predicted model, not a curated record.
AUGAAUGUGCUCAAACAUGCCAUCCAGGUGUCUGUGGUACCUGUGAGGUGCCGGUCGAAGCUAGGUGUUAUUGUGGACGAGUGCAAAAGGAGAUGCAAUGUUCCAAACAGGAAGAUAUAUGCGACUCGUUCGACCUCUUCGAUCUGGGCAACAGUUCCUGGUUUGAGGGCUCUUUUAGCUGCGAGAGUGCUUGCGGAAGAGUCUUUGAUUGUGGUGUACAUCGUUGCCAGGUUUCUUGUCACCCGCAAGAAGAGGUCUCGGCUCAUUGCCCUUUCUCUCCGGACGUUGUCACCCAUUGCCCUUGUGGCAGGACACCGCUCAAGGAUCUCACGGAGCAGCCUCGUCAGUCUUGUGAAGAUAAUGUUCCUCACUGUAAGAGGAUUUGCGAGAAGAAGCUGGAAUGCGGACAUCUCUGCCAAUCCUUGUGCCACACUGGGGAAUGUGACCCUUGCACCCAAACGAUGGAGAUUGACUGCCGCUGUGGCCGAGUCACGGGCGAGACGGUCUGCCAUGAGGGAAACAUCCAACAUCCCCUAUGCUUCAAGAUAUGCCAGGCUACUCGUAACUGCGGAAGACAUCGAUGCGGAGAGCAUUGUUGCCCGGGUGAAAAGAAGGCAUCUCAGCGUAUUGCUCAGCAGAAGAAGCAACGCCUGGGCCCUGAUUCGCUACCAGUUGAGGCUGAGCAUAUCUGUGUCGCCGUCUGCGGACGGCCACUUAAGUGUGGUAGUCACUUUUGUGAGCAACUCUGUCACCGCGGAGCUUGCCAAAGCUGUCCCGAGGCUAUCUGGGAAGAAGUUUCGUGCAACUGCGGCCAGACAGUCUUGCAUCCUCCACAACCAUGCGGAACGAGACAGCCAUCUUGCACUAACCAGUGUCAGCGGCAGACUGCAUGUGGACAUCCUUCUGUUGACCAUCAGUGCCAUCCUGAUGAUGUAUCCUGCCCGCCAUGCACAUACCUCGUUCAGAAGCGAUGCAUCUGUGGAAAGACGACGUUUCACAACAAGCCUUGUCAUUUGCAAGAGGCUCAUUGCGGAGAGCAAUGCGGACAGAAACUCUCCUGCGGACUCCAUACAUGUAAAAAGCUAUGUCAUCGCCCCGGAGAAUGCGGAGAUGCUCAGAAUGGUUGCGAGCAAAUAUGCGGAAAACCCAAGCUGCUAUGUAACCACCCAUGUCAGAGUGUUUGCCAUGGACAAACUCUCUGCAAGGAAUCAACAGCUUAGUUUUAAGUGCCUAGCAAGUACGAGCAACCUUACUCCGAGUCGGCCAGAGGUUCGAUGUGAUGAGGAGUGCGAACGACUUGACCGCAACCGUCGCCUGGCCGCAGCUCUUAAUAUCGAUCCUGCUUCUCACACCAACGACCAUAUUCCCUUCUCGGAUAAUACUCUGAAGCUUUAUAAACAGAUGCAAUCAUGGGGAGAUGCUCAGGAGAGCCAGUUCCGAGUAUUUGCUGCUAACAAAGACGAAGUUCGUCUACGAUAUGAACCCAUGAAGAACCAGUCACGCCAAUUUCUUCACUUGCUCGCCGAGGACUUCGGCUUCGAGAGUAAGAGCGAGGACUACGACAUUCACCGGUCUGUUCUUGUGUGGAAAUCAGAUAAGUUUGUUUCAGCCCCGACGAAGACACUUGCGCAGUGUGUCAAGAUCCGAGCAUCUCAAGCUGCCGAAGCUGCGGCUGCGGCUGCGAUUCGACCUCCAAGUCCCCCCAUUCUCGAGACUGAGCCUUUCAAUGCUCUGGUACUUACGGAGCCUCGCUUCGGUCUGACCAUCGAGGAAGUAAACACUGCUCUCGAACCGGAUCUCACAUCCCUGCAAGGCUUCAGUUUCAAGGUUGAUUUUCUGAAUGAGGAAGUUCUCAUCAAAGCUUCAGUCUCAUAUUCCGCAUUUCUCACACCCGCACCCAUGGAAAAGAGCCUAGAAAUCCUCAAACCUCGGAUCGAGCAGACUAUCCGACGUGAAAAGCUCGCUGAAAGCGUCUUGCUCUGUCACUCAGAUGCUACCGGUGCAAUUUCUCGGCGAGAGGUACCCCUCCGAGCCGGCACUGGAGGAUGGAGUGCCGUAGCUGGACGCGCGGCUUCUAGGCCAAUGUCCUCGUCUUCUACUCCUGCAACUGAAGAGGCAAAGCCCGGGCGCAAACUACUCCUAGGACUCAAGAAGAAGAGGCCGCAACAACCGGAGGCGGGAAAGGUCUGGGCUGCUCUUGAUGGGGACGUUGAAUGCUAA